GUGUGUUUUCACCUGUAGGGCUGGACAUAUACAGUACAAGCCCAUCCCUGUACAACACACAUUGAGUAAAUCCAGAGGCCAGAGGAUUUCUCAUAAUUCAUUAAUACAUUACUGACGAGAACAAUACAUCUGCCUGGGACCGACAGAUAAUUAAAGAAUUGAGAUUUCUUCUCACAAUCCAGCAGAAUGGCUGAUACAAAAAAUGUGUUUAAAAGCGUUCUACGAAAACCUGGUCUACAGCUCUGGACCAUCAAUAAAUUGCAAAUGACCCCUGUCCCAGAGCAAGCGUAUGGAAAUUUCUUUGAGGGUGACUGCUACAUUAUUAUUUAUGUGAGCAACGACACCACACAAUCCACUAACAUCCACUAUUGGAUAGGCAACAGUUCCUCUCAGGAUGAGCAGGGGGCAGCAGCCAUCUAUGUGUCCCAACUGGACGGGUAUCUCGGUGGCUCUCCUGUCCAGUACCGAGAGGUUCAGGGAUCUGAAUCACCGAAAUUCAAAAGCUACUUCAAGAAUGGCCUCAUUUACAAAAAAGGUGGUGUUGGAUCAGGGUUCACGCAUGUGGACACCAACGUGUAUAGCAUUCAGCGUCUGCUCCACGUCAAGGGGACGAAACAUGUCACUGCCAAAGAGGUGGAGGUGUCAUGGAGCAGUUUUAAUUUGGGUGACAUAUUCUUACUGGACAUUGGAAAAGCAAUAAUACAGUGGAAUGGUCCUCAAAGCAACAGACAAGAAAAAUUAAAAGCUGUUCUGUUGGCUCAAGACAUCAGGGACAGAGAGCGCGGAGGUCGGGCUCAGAUUGGUAUUAUUGAGGGUGGGCAAGAAGACGCUUCUCCUGAGCUCAUGAAGGUUAUGGUGUCUGUUUUGGGUCAGAAGAGCAUUCAUCUUAAAGAGGCCAUACCUGAUGACAAACCAGACCAAUACCAGAACUCAAAUGUCAAACUGUACCAUGUUUCAGAUGCCAGCGGUCAGCUCAUGGUGCAAGAAGUGGCUGCCAAUCCACUGACCCAGGAUCUGCUAACCUCCUCUGAUUGCUUUAUAUUGGAUCAGGGUGGCAGUUCAAUAAUGGUCUGGAAGGGAAAGAACGCAUCAGAGGAAGAGAGACGUUCGGCUAUGAGUCGGGCAGUUGGUUUUAUUAAAGCAAAAAACUACCCACCGAACACUAAGGUGGAAGUUAUGAGUGACGGUGGAGAGUCUGCUAUGUUCAAACAACUCUUCAAGUCCUGGAAAGAAACGGGUCAAACUCAAGGCAUGGGAAAAACCCACUCGGUGGGCAGGAUAGCUAAAGUGGAUCAGGUGAAGUUUGAUGUCAUGGAGCUCCACGCUCAGCCAAAACUGGCAGCUCAGGAGAGGAUGGUGGAUGACGCUUCAGGUGAAGUUCAGAUCUGGCGGAUUGAACAGCUUGAACUGAAAGAAGUCAGCCGGAAAACUUACGGACAGUUCUAUGGAGGCGAUUGUUACCUGGUCCUGUACACCUACAAUAGAGCUAAUAAACCCCAGUACAUUCUCUACAUGUGGCAGGGCCGUCAUGCAACACAGGAUGAAGUGACAGCGUGUGCAUAUCAGGCAGUGAAUCUGGAUAACAAAUACAAUGGAGCCCCUACACAGGUCAGGGUGGUUAUGGGAAAAGAGCCCAAGCACUUUCUGGCCAUCUUUAAAGGAAAACUCAUCAUCUAUGAGGGCGGGACGGGACGACCAGGUGUGGUGAACCCUAACCCUGGUGCCAGGCUCUUUCAGGUCAGAGGGACACAUGAAAUGAACACAAAAGCGACAGAGGUGCCAGCCCGAGCCUCUUCUCUGAACACCAAUGAUGUCUUUCUGCUCAAAACUGAUGCAGUUAUUUUCCUGUGGUAUGGCAAGGGUUGCAAUGGUGAUGAGAGGGAGAUGGGGAAAACCGUAGCUGAACUGCUUUCUCAGCAGGAAAAGCAGAUAGUGAUGGAAGGGCAGGAACCAGCUGCUUUCUGGGUGGCUUUGGGAGGAAAAGGUCCCUAUGCCAGUGACAAGAGACUGGAAAAAGACGACGCACUUCACACUCCACGCCUGUUCGAGUGCUCCAAUCAGACGGGACGAUUCCUCAUGACGGAAGUGGCUGACUUCACACAGGACGACCUGGAUGAAGAUGAUGUCAUGCUGUUAGACACCUGGGAGGAGAUUUUCCUCUGGAUUGGCAACUCGUCCAACCAGUAUGAGACUCAGGAAGCAAACAACAGUGCAGUGGAAUAUCUUAAAACCCACCCUGCAGGUCGAGACCCCGGGACCCCGAUUAUCUCCGUUAAACAGGGCUAUGAGCCACCCACCUUCACAGGCUGGUUUAAUGCUUGGGAUCCUCACAAGUGGAGCGGUGGCCUUUCAUACGAGGAGAUGAAAAGCCAGCUGGGUGAUGUUUCACAAAUCACUGUGAGUGUUAACAACAUAGACCUGAAUAAGAAGUCAGGAGGAGGUGCGGGGAGCUACAGCGCUCCUGGAGGCCCAGGAAAUAUAAAGCCCAUUAACCAGAAGACACAGUCAUCCAGCUCCAGUGCACUUAAUAAUGGAAAGCUUUCUGGUCCAGUGAACUCUGAGCAAAUAGUUAAUAAAACCCCUGGUCAACUUCCUCCAGGAGUGGACCCUGACAAACGAGAGGUCUAUUUGUCUGAUGCAGAGUUUGAGAGUCUCCUCGGCUGUACACGUAACGAUUUUCAACGACUGCCUAAAUGGCGCCAGAAUGAUCUUAAAAAGAAGGCAGGACUGUUUUGAGAACGAUGUUACUUUUGUUGACCAAAUCUGAUAUUCACAACUGUUUGUUGGACACUUUGGGUAACAUGGGAAAGACUGGGAAACUGUCACUUAUAUGAGAAUUUCAUUUCCCAGGUUUUGAAGUGCCUUCAUAAAUAUAUUUCUCCUUCUUUCAAAAGCUGAGGUUUAAACAAUGAUAUGCCAUAAUAGAAAUGUUUUGUAAAUAUCUUCUUUAUAUUUAAAUAAGAACCCUGAUCCUUAAUACGAUAAUAAAAUUAUGAAUUAUGA
This is a messenger RNA of Misgurnus anguillicaudatus (oriental weatherfish), 3003 nucleotides long. NCBI's taxonomy places the organism in Eukaryota, Metazoa, Chordata, Actinopteri, Cypriniformes, Cobitidae. The record is from RefSeq and is a predicted model, not a curated record.